CUCACUCACCAUACAAGAAAAGGAAAGAAGAAGAAAAAAAAAAUAAAAGAAAAGAAAAGAAAGAACCCAAUUUCUUCAAUUCAAAAAGCUGUAUAUUCAUUGUACUUGAAGAGAAAGAAAGCAAAGAGGGAGUUGGUUCAAGAGGACGUAACAAAGAAGGAACGAGUUAGGAAGCUACCUAAUAUUUUUCUAGUACAAUUUUGAAUCGCCUUUGUUACUUUCCGCAAAGCGAAACAAAGGACAGUAGCAUUUUAGCAGCUUUUGGGAGUCUUUUUCUCUUUUGCUCUUUUUGAUAAAAGAAUCUUUAUCAUUGAUGAAUAUUGCAUUACCCAAAAUGUUACACAGUAUCACCGGCAAUGGAGGAAAUGGAAGCUCAGAAAUGACCGUGCUAGAACGACAACGAGCGAGAAUGAAAUGGCAACAAGAACAGAUCCAGCAACAAGAGAUGAGUUAUUUUAAUGAACAAAAUAAUCAACUGAUGAAUUCUUUUCAUCACACGUCUGAAGCUCAACAAUUUCAUGGUCUGAUCAAUGUAAACGAUCAGAGUCUUAAUGAGCUUGUGACUCGGGCAAUUAAGUCAGACCCCAGUUUAGAGAACAAUUGGGGUGAUUUUGGGAACAUUGGUACUGAAGGUUUUGGUUACGUUUCAGUUGGGGUUGGACAUGGAGGAAUGUCACACCCAAGUGAAAUGAAUUAUGCGAUUUCAAGAACUACAAGCUGCCCACCUACCAUGGCGGAAAAUGCCGUUUCUGCUGUUAAAGCCAAAGAGACUAUCCUGAGUUCUAAUAGAGGCAGAGAGAGCUUCAAGAAGAGAAAAGCAGAUAAGAAUCAACAUCUCAAGGAGGUUGCAGAAGAGGAAACCAAAGACAAGAAAUUGAAAGUAUACGUAGAGGAGGGAGAUUCCCAGGUAACAACAGAGAAAUACAGCAACAAAAGGAGCGCCAGUAACAGUAACAACAGUAAGGAAACCUCUGAUACUUCAAAGGAGAAGUCCAAAAUUUCUGAAGAUAAAAAGCCUGACUAUAUUCAUGUCAGAGCACGUCGGGGUCAAGCCACUGAUAGCCACAGUUUAGCUGAAAGAGUAAGAAGGGAAAAGAUCAGUGAAAGAAUGAGAUUUCUACAAGAUUUAGUACCAGGAUGUAACAAGAUCACAGGGAAAGCAGGAAUGCUAGAUGAAAUAAUUAACUAUGUCCAGUCUCUCCAAAGACAAGUAGAGUUCCUAUCCAUGAAACUGGCUGCUGUUAAUCCAAGGCUUGAUAUCGACGUAGACAAUAUCUUCAACAAAGAUAUAUUUGCAACUAGCACGUCCAGUUUUCCCACAGUGGGAGCUGGAACACCAUUCGAAAUGCUUAGUAUGGCCCCACGCCAGUUCAAUUCAUUGCAGCAAAUAGUGUCAAGUUCUGGAUUGGAAAUGGGUAUUCUAAAUCUUAGCGAAAUGGCGCUACGUAGAACCACUAGCGCUCCCGUACCAAACCCUGAACUAUUUCUUGAUUCAUCCGGUAUCAGUCAAGUUCAGAGCUUUCCAACUUGGAACACUGACUUAGAUAACAUGUAUGCAAUGGAGCUUCAACAAGGAAGAUCAGCACAGUUUCUUCCCCAUCCAUGUACAGGUUUUGUUGAAGCUGGAAAUGACCUGAAGAUGGAAAUGUGACCUUGCAUUUCUAAAUAUUCAAGAUCCUUGAAUGACUUCACCUCAAGAUGUCAUGGAUCCUGAUUCUUUUUUUUCCAAGUACAUAACAUAGUAUAUUAUGUAUGUAAAUGUUGCAGUUCAAGAAUAUCAAAGCAAUACUAUGACAGUGUUCAUUGGAAA
Messenger RNA from Lycium ferocissimum, 1810 nucleotides. RefSeq names its product transcription factor HBI1-like. The record is from RefSeq and is a predicted model, not a curated record. Gene Ontology annotation, cellular component: nucleus. Lineage: Eukaryota; Viridiplantae; Streptophyta; Magnoliopsida; Solanales; Solanaceae. The transcript is spliced from 7 exons. Gene Ontology annotation, molecular function: protein dimerization activity; DNA-binding transcription factor activity. The coding region runs from base 314 to 1651 and encodes 445 amino acids. Gene Ontology annotation, biological process: regulation of DNA-templated transcription.